Molecule: messenger RNA, 318 nt
Organism: Lasiodiplodia theobromae
Lineage: Eukaryota; Fungi; Ascomycota; Dothideomycetes; Botryosphaeriales; Botryosphaeriaceae
Product: Monooxygenase FAD-binding protein
Exons: 1
Molecular function (GO): FAD binding
Source: RefSeq, a predicted model, not a curated record
AUGACUGAAAUGGCAGCCCCGCUCAGAUUUCUCAUCGCCGGAGGAAGCAUCGUGGGUUUGGGACUGGCUUUGUGCUUCGAAAGCGCUGGAAUCGAAUACGAGCUGUUCGAAAAAGGCGAGGUUGUGCCGCAGCUGGGUGCAUCCAUAGGCUGGCAUCCGCACAGCCUCAGAAUCCUCGAGCAGCUAGGAGUCCGCGAUGAAAUAGAAAGAGGCGCCGUUCCGCUCCUUCACCAACAGCAUUUCGACGAGCGUGGCAGGUGUUUCGAGGACUCAAACGUCCUCGUGGAGAUUAAGAAGAGGUACGUCACCAAAAUCGGG